Molecule: messenger RNA, 933 nt
Organism: Glossina fuscipes
Lineage: Eukaryota; Metazoa; Arthropoda; Insecta; Diptera; Glossinidae
Gene: RpL7
Product: 60S ribosomal protein L7
Exons: 3
Coding region: 110-868 (252 amino acids)
Biological process (GO): maturation of LSU-rRNA from tricistronic rRNA transcript (SSU-rRNA, 5.8S rRNA, LSU-rRNA)
Cellular component (GO): cytosolic large ribosomal subunit
Molecular function (GO): structural constituent of ribosome; RNA binding
Source: RefSeq, a predicted model, not a curated record
CUCUGUAUACAUAAUUCUUACGCCAUUUUCAUACGGUACUGACAACAUCAAAAACAAUUUCCUCUCGCUAUUUCUUUUCUUCCUAAAACGUGCGUUGUAACAAGUAAAGAUGACUGCUACGACUACGAAAAAACCUGAGGCUAAAAAGCUUCCCGCGGUACCAGAAUCAAAGCUAAAAUUCAGUAAGAAGCAAAUCGGUAAACGGGCUGAAGAAACGAAGAGAAAAUUGAAGCGUGCUGCUGUGAUAGCUUUGCGUAGACGUGAAAAUUUGGUACGUGCAGAGAAAUAUCAAAAUGAAUACAUUAAGGCCGAAAGACGAGAAAUAAAGUUGAGACGUUUAGCCAAAGCUCGUGGCCAGUACUACGUACCGGGUGAAGCUAGAUUAGCAUUUGUUAUACGUAUACGUGGUAUUAAUAAAGUUGCGCCUAAAGUACGCAAAGUCUUGCAAUUGUUCCGUUUACGUCAGAUUAAUAAUGGAGUUUUUAUUAAAUUGAACAAGGCCACAAUCAAUAUGUUACGCAUCGCAGAGCCGUACAUUACCUGGGGUUAUCCAAACUUAAAGAGUGUGCGAGAAUUGAUUUAUAAGCGUGGUUUUGUGAAACAUAACCGUCAACGCAUUCCUAUUACUGACAACUUCGUAAUUGAGCGUAAGAUGCGCAAAGCCUACAAUAUUCAAUGCGUUGAGGACAUGGUACAUGAAAUAUUUACUGUCGGCCCGAAUUUCAAAUAUGCUGCCAACUUUUUGUGGCCGUUUAAACUAAACACGCCCACAGGCGGCUGGCGUAAGAAGGCUAAUCAUUACGUAGAUGGUGGGGAUUUCGGAAAUCGUGAGCAUAAGAUAAAUUCUCUCUUGCGUAAGAUGGUGUAAACUGUGCUUAUGAAAUAAACAUAACAAGGAAAGUUUCAAAAUAAAAAUUUUUUUUUUAUAUACCA